This is a messenger RNA of Coniosporium apollinis CBS 100218, 549 nucleotides long. RefSeq lists its product as uncharacterized. Gene Ontology annotation, biological process: fungal-type cell wall organization. The record is from RefSeq and is a predicted model, not a curated record. Bases 1 to 549 code for a protein of 182 amino acids. NCBI's taxonomy places the organism in Eukaryota, Fungi, Ascomycota, Dothideomycetes. The transcript is spliced from 2 exons.
AUGCGCCUCACACACCUCACCCCGCUGCUCCUCUCCUCUCUCGUCGCCAGCAUAGCUGUCCCGCCAUCACCAGCUUCCUCCUCCGAUGGCUCUAUCGCGCCAGUAACAGCAGCACCCUCUAUCCCAACCGCCACGCUCGCAGCACCAGCAGCACCAACAGACGGCCCUCUAGACGAGGUCGAUGAUCUAGAACUCCGCGCAAUCGUCACCGCCGCACCAGCCGCCCAACCCACGCCCGCUGCCGUCCCAGCCGGCGCAGCGGGUCCUGCACCCUUCAUCACCUCCUGGUGGGCUCCAACUGUCCUCCCCGACGGCGCCACUACCUGGGUCCAGCUGGUCUUCACCCAGACGUACAACGCCGUGCCCGAGCAGCUGCCGACGCCGAACAAGGGCGUUGUUGGCAUGGGGACGCUUACGGGGGAGGUCGGCGUUGUCAGGACGAGCGUGCCGAAGUAUAAGAACGGGGGAGGGAGGACGGAGAUGGGGUGGAGAGGUCCGGCUGUAGCUGCGGGAUUAGCUGUAAUAGGGGCGGUGGGAAUGGUUUGGUGA